Messenger RNA from Epinephelus moara (kelp grouper), 3621 nucleotides. RefSeq names its product choline O-acetyltransferase a (gene chata). Gene Ontology annotation, molecular function: choline O-acetyltransferase activity. Gene Ontology annotation, biological process: acetylcholine biosynthetic process; neuromuscular synaptic transmission. The transcript has 15 exons. Lineage: Eukaryota; Metazoa; Chordata; Actinopteri; Perciformes; Serranidae. Gene Ontology annotation, cellular component: neuron projection; cytoplasm. The record is from RefSeq and is a predicted model, not a curated record. Bases 322 to 2385 code for a protein of 687 amino acids.
CUGAAGAUGUAAAGUGCCAAAUAAACUUCUCGGCGAAUAGCAGGACUUCUGGGAGGAGCCUGGCAGCCAGGAGGGUGAGGUACCCUCUCAGCAUCUCUCCUGAGCCAGCGAGGGAGUUGCGCUCUUGCCAUGCUGAGGAUUCAAAUAUGCUCAAAAUGAUGGCAGGAGAAAAAUAGUGAAAUUUAAAGAGAAAUUACCCCAGAAAUGGAUUCACGUCUGAAUGGAUGAACCUAAAAUCGUUGCUUGAUCCCCAGGACGAGUGGGAUUGCCUUUUUCCUUUCUGAGUCUGUCUCAAAGGCUGCUCUUCUGUGCACCGCCAACAUGCCAGUUCUGGACCAAGAGCCCUCCAAGGACUUAGGGGGCAGCGAUGGUCUUCCUAAGCUGCCAGUCCCGGCCCUGAAAGAAACACUGGACAUGUACCUGAGAUGCAUGAAGCACCUGCUCACAGAGGAGCAGUUCAACAAGACCCAAAAUGCAGUGAAGCAGUUUGGAGCCCCUGGAGGAGUGGGGGAGCUACUACAGAGCAAACUCACGGAGAGGAGGGAGAACAAGGCAAACUGGGUGUAUGACUACUGGCUGAAUGACAUGUACCUGAACAACAGACUGGCUCUGCCCGUCAACUCCAGUCCUGUGAUGGUCUUCCCACAGCAGCACUUCAGGGCUCCCAUCGACUCUUUACGGUUUGCCGCACACUUGAUUUCUGGAGUUUUGGAGUAUAAGACACUUCUUGAUUCACGUGCUCUCCCUGUGGACUACGCCCGGGGCCAGCUGGCUGGAACCCCUCUGUGUAUGGAGCAGUACUAUCGCCUCUUCACUUCCUACCGCCUACCGGGGUCUGAGAGGGAUACACUGGUGGCCCAGGAGAGCAGCGUGAUGCCAGAACCUGAACACAUCAUUGUGGCUUGUAAAAACCAGUUCUUCGUGCUGGAUGUGGUAAUCAACUUCCGCCGCCUGAAUGAAAGAGACCUGCUGACUCAGCUGGAGAAGAUCGCCAGGAUGGCUGACAAUGAAGAAGAGCGGCUCCCACCUAUUGGUCUCCUCACGUCAGAUGGACGGACAGAGUGGGCCGAGUCUCGCAGUGUGCUAAUGAGAGAGUCUACUAACAGGGACUCUCUGGACAUGAUUGAGCGUUGUCUCUGUCUAGUCUGUUUGGAUGACGCCACUGGGGUUGAGCAAAGUGACACCACACGUGCCAUGUUGAUGCUGCAUGGCGGAGGAGUGGCCAAGAAUGGAGGCAACCGCUGGUAUGACAAGCCGAUGCAGUUUGUCGUAGGAGCUGACGGCUGCUGCGGAGUCGUGUGUGAACACUCGCCAUUUGAGGGAAUCGUCCUCGUCCAGUGCACAGAGUAUCUACUCAAAUACAUGAUUGGCAGCCCAUCAAAGCUGGUCAGGGCUGCGAGUGUGAGCGAGCUGCCUGCACCACGCAGGCUCCGCUGGAAGUGUACUCCAGAGAUUCACAAACUCCUCACUUCUUCUGCUGACAAACUACAGAGACAGGUGAAAAAUCUGGAUAUGAAUGUCCACAAAUUCUACGAUUAUGGGAAAGAGUUCAUCAAGAAGCAGAAAAUGAGUCCAGAUGCCUACAUCCAGGUUGCUCUUCAGUUAGCCUACUACCGAUGUCAUGGCAGACAGGUGGCGACCUAUGAGAGUGCUUCUAUACGGCGUUUUAAGGAAGGCAGAGUGGACAACAUCCGCUCAGCCACACCAGAAGCCCUGAUGUUUAUCAAAGCAAUGACUGAUGGGAGCUCAAGCACAAGUGAUGCAGAAAAGAUGGAGCUGUUACGAGGUGCAAUAACCGCGCAGACAAAGUACACUAUUCUGGCUAUUACAGGGAUGGCGAUAGACAAUCACUUACUCGGACUACGUGAAAUUGCACAAGAACUGAAGAUAGAGAAGCCGGAAAUAUUCAAAGACGAAGCCUAUCUCAUCAGUAAUCAGUUCAUUCUCUCUACAAGUCAGGUUCCUACAACUGUUGAGAUGUUCUGCUGCUAUGGACCCGUGGUUCCAAAUGGAUAUGGAGCGUGCUACAACCCUCAGUCGGACCACAUUAUCUUCUCAGUGUCCAGUUUCCGUGAGAGUGAGCAGACGUGUUCGGCAAAAUUUGUCAAGUGUCUGGAACAGGGACUCCUGGACAUGAGGGAUCUGUGCAAUAAAUAUAACUCCAGCUCCAAUCUGACCCAGCAAAGACAGGGUCAGACGUUGGAGACGCACACACAAACAGACACAAACUGGCAAAGAAAGACACCACAGAGACCAGCUGACCUGACCAAGAAUCAGCAAACACUGCCACAGGUCGUGCUGAAGACACCAGACCAGACUAAAGUGGAGGCUCAGACCCAGACUGUAGCACUGGGAGAGGCUUUGAAGAACGGACGUCAAUCAUAAGAAACUGACGGUGAAAAUAGUGGUGGUGUGAUUUUAAAUGUGUGUUUUGUGCUGCAACAAUGUAACUGUGAUCCAAAAUGUCACGUAAAGCUGUUUUGUUGUAUCCUGUACUGUAAAAUGUAUGAAGUGCUGAUGAUAAUCUAAUUUACUUAUUCUUAGAGAAUAUUAGAAGUGGUUGGUUCUUACAGAAGAUGUUUUCAGGUGUUGUACCACAAAAAAUAUCACAUAUACUGCAGUGAUUUAAAUGUCUGUCAAAAUGUUUAACUAUAUGAAGCUAAAAAAAUCAAGCCACAUUUGAGUUUUGAUUGUUGUUUUGCACCAAAUUGAGAUGAAUCAGCCAAAGAAAAGAGUAAAUGCAUUGUUUGUUAAAGCAAUCUAGGAGUCUGUGAGUUAUGAUAAAUGGCUGAUUGUCUCUGUAUAUAUCUAUUUGCAAAUCGCAUGCUGCUAUCUAAUGAUUUUCUGAAGAUUAAGGUACACUGUAUAACUACAAUCUUCUAUGCAAUUAGUGUUGUCUUCAUAAGUUGUGUCUGAUGUGCCAACAAUACAGGUACUUAAAUGUCUACUAAAUUUUUUUUAUAAAGUUCACUAGACAAUUAGUUCAUAUUGUACUGGAAAAAAAGGGAUACUGUUUAGUUUAUCAAAGAAUGUUAAAUGUGAUUAAACUGUGUAUUUGUACAUUUGUGAGCAGAAGAUAUCAAUUAAGUUAUUUAUUUUUGUAUGAUAUAACUUAAUGUUACAAAGUGUAAAUGUAAGCUAUAAAAGUAAGUACAGGAAACUUACUAACCAGAGGUGAUCACUGUGUUUAUGACUGUCCAAAUAUUGUAUUUAUUAAGUAUUGCUGAACAUUAACAGAAAAAAAAGCUAAUCAUAUUAGGGCUUAAGUUCAUUUUGCUGUUUACAGAGUAGAUACCAUGUUUAAGUUUAAAAAAAAAAAAUCUCUUCUAAAUGUGUUUUGUGAUUCACAUAUCCAUUUAGUGCACAUGAAGCAGCUCUGUGUGUCUCUACCUGCUCUGAAUUUAUGGAGCAGUGGCAUUAAGGAAUCAGAAUAUGUCCAUUUGAUUUAUAAAAAAAAUUAUGUAUUUAUUUUUACAAAGACAAUGCACAUUAAUCAAUACCACUGUAAAUGUGCCAGCGUUAAACAGAACUCUUGGAAUUAUAUGAAUUUAUUUAUUUUUUUGUAAAGUAUAAUUAUCAUCAUGACAUAGUAAGUUAUAUUAUAGUUUCGUAUCUGUGAUA